GUUAACCAUUAACAUUGUGUGACUUUAACCCUGAGAGACAGCGGAAGAAGACAUAACUUCAACAAUACAAAGGUCUCGCCUAAACUUGAGUCAAAAGAGUGGUGAAAAUGAAUGACAUAGAUGAUGACAGUGAAAUAUCCUUCUCAGUUAAAUUUUGGGGUCGUGUCGAGGUGGGUAGUGCAGUUGGGUUGCAGAUUCUCACUGACGCAGUAGAAACCUUGCAGGAUCCUAAUAAAGAGAUGAAUGAGAAAGUGAAAAAAAAUAAGAAGAAAGCAUAUUUGUUUCUUACACGGAGUGCCAUUGACAUCCUAGAACAUAAAACAAAGUUCAUGCUGUACACCUGCGCUCUGUCCUCCAUUUCAUUCUGUGCAGUUCACCCGACACAGCCCAAAAUCCUUGGCUUUGUUACCAAACACCCUGCGGCGGACGUGUUUCACUGCUACAUUCUCCAGAGCAAGAAGUUUUCUCAUCUGCUGGUGUCCAUCAUAGGUGAUGCAUUCCAGGCUUGCAAACAAAAUGAUUGUCUGGGAGGUGAUCGUGACCUGGUUGUGGAAGCCUUGAGACACAAGAAUAAGAUACUGCAGCGAGAAAACAUGGAGCUGAAGAGGAGACUUCAAGCUCAUGGAGAAAACAUUGAUGGAGUCCCCAUUUUUGAAAAUGAGUCUGAUGUGGAUAAGGUGUCUUCUUAUUCAGGGCAGUCCACAUCACAGGUGAGAUUCUUCUCAGAUGAUGACCAGGUUCCUUUGCAUAUUAAUUUCUGAGAAGAAACUGAUAAACUCCAAUGAAUGCACGAGAAACGACCACUGCUCCUGAAACACCACCAAAAUCCCCAGCAGAUGUGACAAUCCAAAUCGAAUUACUCUUAACAUAAUAACAUGUCACUUUAAAGAUUUUAGAUAUUCUCAUAAUCAUGGAUUGUUUCUAGAGACAUCUGGAUGACAUUAGUAAAGAAAAAAAAGAAAAGAAAAAAAGAUUUAUGUUUAAAAAAUUAUUUACAAAUAAACCUUUUGUAUAAACUGUGGGAGGUAAUUUUUCACUCAUGUAUACAUUUAAGAAUGUUUUGCUGGUUUAAGGUAGUUAUUCCCAUGUUAAUACCACUGCAGAAGCAUAAUCACUUUUUGGAUAAUAGUAUUAAUGGAAUGCAACUUAAACAUGAAAAUGUUACGUUUCUGUCAGAAAAAAAAUUCAUAUUUUUUUACUGCUUAUUUAUCUGAAAUGUAUGGGGUUUGUAUUGAGCAACUCUCUCAUUUAUUCUCCCUCAUGCCAUUCCAGAUGUGUAUGACUUUCUUUUUCUGCUGAACUCGAAGAUUGCAAUGCAAGUGAAUGGGUGCCAACAUUUUGAAGAUCCACAAAUCACAUAAGCAAGCAUAAAAGUAAUCCAUAAGACUCCAGUGGUUUAAUCAAUGACUUCUGUAGUGAUAUGACAGGUGUGGGUGAGAAACAGGUCAAUACAUUUUUACUAAAAAUUCUCCUCCCCACUCAGUCAAUCUCCACCUUAACUUUCACAUUCUUCUUUUGUUUUUGGCAAUUAAUUUUCUUCAUGCAUAUCGCCCACUACUGGGCAGGGAGAAGAAUAGCAAGAAAUUACUUAAAUAUUGAUCUGUUUGUCACCCACACCUAUCAUAUCACAUCUGAAGAUAUGUAUUAUAUGUAUUAUAUCUAUAAAAACACUGGAGUCAUAUGGAUUACUUUUAUAAUGCCUUUAUGUGCUCACUUGCAUUGUAUGGACCUACAGAGCUGAUAUAUUCUUCUAAAAAUCAUAAUUUGUGUUAUGCAGAAGAGAAAGUCAGACACAUCUGGGAUAGCAGGAGGGUGAGUAAAUGAUGAGAGAAUUUUCAUUUUUGGGUGAACUAUUCCUUUAACUAUAAUUUUGCACCUAUUAUAAAUGUGGGAAGAGCCAUUUGACGUACCAAGUGUUUGUUGUUAAUGAGAUUAAAGAUGCAAUAUUGUCUUGAUCAGUUGUCAUUAGCAGUGCUUGUAGUGUAAUAUUUCAUUUUCCAAUAAAAUACA
Molecule: messenger RNA, 2010 nt
Organism: Xyrauchen texanus (razorback sucker)
Lineage: Eukaryota; Metazoa; Chordata; Actinopteri; Cypriniformes; Catostomidae
Product: PTB domain-containing engulfment adapter protein 1-like
Exons: 9
Coding region: 108-761 (217 amino acids)
Source: RefSeq, a predicted model, not a curated record